Molecule: messenger RNA, 516 nt
Organism: Myodes glareolus (Bank vole)
Lineage: Eukaryota; Metazoa; Chordata; Mammalia; Rodentia; Cricetidae
Source: RefSeq, a predicted model, not a curated record
AUGGAGCUGCCUUCAGAGUCAGACAUGGGUAACUUUGCCGGCUCACAUCGGCAAGAAAUCAAGCUUGGAUAUAAUUCCAAGUCUACAAAAAUCAUGACUGGUAUACUCCAUGCUCCUCUGCUUAUGAUGACCACUAUCACGGUGGCUCUGAACCUGAGCCUGAGCCCUAUGUUGGUUCAUACUCUGCAGAAUAACACAGAAAAAUUCAGUGUACAGAAGAUUGGGGCCCCAGAGGCACUGCGAUAUGCCGUCCGCAAGUACAAUGAAAACAGCGAUGAAUUGUAUCUGGAUGUUGUUGUGCAAGAGAAAGAUAUAAAAGUCCAGCAUGAAGCAGCUGGAACAAAAUAUCUCUUCCAUGUGAUCCUAGGCCAAAGCAUAUGCUGGAAUCUUGAGCCUUUCCUUCGCUCCUGUCCCUUAAAAGAUCCUCUUCAGCGAAAAACCUGCCAUUUUGAGGUUUAUGUUGAGCAAUUGAAGAACCAGAUGUCCCUGACAAGUUCCAAAUGUAACAACAUGUAA